This is a messenger RNA of Mytilinidion resinicola, 411 nucleotides long. RefSeq lists its product as uncharacterized. The record is from RefSeq and is a predicted model, not a curated record. The transcript has a single exon. NCBI's taxonomy places the organism in Eukaryota, Fungi, Ascomycota, Dothideomycetes, Mytilinidiales, Mytilinidiaceae. Bases 1 to 411 code for a protein of 136 amino acids.
AUGCUGCUCAUUUCGCCGGAAGAACAAGAAGACGAAAGCGAGAAUGAUGGCAGUAUCGCGUCUUGUGAAGGCAGUGAAGGUGAUAAUACUAAGGACAUUGAUAAAGUAGAAGAAGACGAAUUAGAGGAAGACAAAUUAGAGAACACAAAAAUGUACCGGGAGUGGGCAGAUGCUAUCAUAAACCAACGCCAAGAGGAUAUCAUGAAGCUUCGCGAUUUGUACAUUUUCGCUGAUUUCACAGAUGUACCGGAUCUGCGCGAGGCUAUCGUUCAAAAAUUGGAGAGGCGUUCUUGGACUGCCACCCUAGGGUUCGAGGUCCCGUUACUCCUCGAAAUACGCCAUGAUCGUCUCCAUUCUGACUCACCUUUCGUCAAGGCUCUUCUGGCAUACAUGACAUGGAGAUAUGGCUAG